Hydractinia symbiolongicarpus is the source of this 1622-nucleotide messenger RNA. Its product is annotated as neuropeptide receptor npr-1-like. Gene Ontology annotation, cellular component: membrane. The record is from RefSeq and is a predicted model, not a curated record. Gene Ontology annotation, biological process: G protein-coupled receptor signaling pathway. Gene Ontology annotation, molecular function: G protein-coupled receptor activity. Bases 300 to 1361 code for a protein of 353 amino acids. NCBI's taxonomy places the organism in Eukaryota, Metazoa, Cnidaria, Hydrozoa, Anthoathecata, Hydractiniidae. The transcript has 2 exons.
AAUGCAAUGUUGGGUUUGUUUCUUACCCUUUUGAAACUAUGGAACAACAGCGUGUUCACCUGUCUUUCUUUACAAUGUUUUUAUUUUUAUGUUUUUAAAAGUUAUCAUUCUUUCUUUGUUUUUUGAUACAAUAAUUCAGACGUUUUUUUAGAAGGUUAUUUUGUAUGUACUCUCUAAGCAGACACAUCUGCCACUCAUCCAACACGAUAUAUAUCUUGUCACCUUAGCUCCUUGAAGUAACUAUCAACGUGGCAAACACAACAGUGGGAACCUUUUUGAAGAUAAAAACAACCCUGACCAUGACUUCAAUACCAAAUACAACAACCGCAACACCAAACGUAGGAGAGUAUGAAGAUCCUACAAUACCACCUUUUCCAGCAAAAGUGACUAUGAUCAUAGCAUACUGCUUCAUAUUUCUUCUUGGAACUAUUGGAAAUGCUACAGUCGUUUACAUUGUUGCAAAAAGUCCACGCAAGAGGACCAUGUCAGAUACACUGCUGCUGUCACUGUCUGUAAUUGAUCUCCUCGGCUCCAUUAAUGUACCGUUUAUUAUGAUUUACGAUCUACUUUACACACAAUGGUAUUUUGGCUCAGUUUUAUGCAAGAUUAUACCUUCCAUGAACACGUUCACGUUAUGCGGUUCUGCGUGGUCAUUGGCAUUCAUAGCAUUGGAUCGGUUAAGAAUUAUUCUCUUUCCAUUCAACGCAAGAGUUUCGCCAACCAAGAAGGUUGCUACAGUCAUAUUAAUAUGGCUGAUAGCCAUCGUUAUAACAUUUCCAUACGCAAAUAACCACGUUGCUGAUGAAACUGGGUGUUGGGCUCGCUAUGAUUCUCUCAACAAUCAGUACGUUUAUGUGGCCAUCUUUUGCAUCGUAACCUGUGUUAUUCCAACGAUAAUAAUGACAAUCUCGUAUGUAAUAUCAACUUUAAAAAUGAAAAAAACAGUCAAAGUACAAACAACCAGAAAAGCAUCUGUAGUACGAAAAGAACAAAGUCAAAGACUUACCAAAAUGUUCGCUUUAAUUGUUGGUGUCUUCGUUAUAUUAACAACGCCAUAUCUUAUAUUCCUUUUUACCUUUAUGUAUUACGCCACAUAUCGUUUGGAAACGUUUAUGGAACAUAGGGUGUUACUUUCUGCAUUAAACUACGCCCUGUUCACUUUCGCAGCUUUUAACUCUUGCGUGAAUUGUGUUAUCUAUGCUAAGAUGCACACUGGAGUUAAGACUUUUUACAGAACCAUGCGAAGAAGUGUGAGGACAGCCUCUGUGAUAUCUUCACUUAGUCAAGACAACACCGCUGUAACACACGAAACUGCUGCAACAAUAGAUCGAGCACGAAAGAAGUCAAUCAUACCGAUGUGAAACUUAUGGAAAAAGAUUGCAAACUAAUAUUUAAGUAGUAUAACGAAGUAUAAACAAUGUGUAUCUAAUUAGCAACUCAUUAAAGUGACUUCUGAUCUAUCAACUCAAGUAAAUUCCAAGUAAAUUUUAUCCAAUACAAGCUAAUAGCCUGUUUAGAUAUAUUUAUGUUAAAAAGGAAUAUAUAAAAUUUUAAGGAAAUAUUUCACGAAAUGAAAAAGUCAAAUGUAUAUGUAAGAAUAAAAUGAUUCUCAGUGCUUAUUA